This is a messenger RNA of Amphibalanus amphitrite, 1014 nucleotides long. RefSeq lists its product as uncharacterized. Gene Ontology annotation, molecular function: nucleic acid binding. The coding region runs from base 1 to 1014 and encodes 337 amino acids. The record is from RefSeq and is a predicted model, not a curated record. The transcript has a single exon. Lineage: Eukaryota; Metazoa; Arthropoda; Thecostraca; Balanomorpha; Balanidae.
AUGUACGAAAAGGGUGAGCGAGUUACCCUAAACUCGAUCCUGAUGAAGGUGACAAGUGAGCUGGACUUAACCUUCAGUCGCAGCUCCCUGCGCAAGAUCCUCCUCCAGAACGGCUUCCGUUACAGGAAGGUAAACAACAGGAAGCUGCUGAUGGAGCGCCCGUACGUGCGGGCUGCAAGAGCCCGCUACCUCAGAGAAAUGCGCAGGAUCCGCAAUACUGAGCCCGACCGAGCAGUCAUCUAUCUCGAUGAAACGUGGUUCAGUCAGUUUGAUUUUGAUCAAAAAGGCUGGCUGGAUGAUCGCGAGUUUUGUGGCAGAAGAAGUGUUGUUGGCAAAGGCAAGCGUCUGAUCAUUGUCCAUGCUGGAUCCAGAGAUGGAUUUGUCGGUGAUGCCUUGCUUACCACCUGGACCGACGGCAAGAGCACCGACUACCACGACUCGAUGAAUGCGCAACAUUUCGAGGAAUGGUUCUCCAGCCUACUCCAGAACAUCCCGGCUAACAGCGUUAUCGUCAUGGACAACGCCAGCUACCACAGCCGGAUUAAAAACAAGACCCCGACGACCAGUAACAAGAAAGGGGAGAUCCAGGCAUGGCUGGAAGAAAAUGGCAUUUCAUAUGCCGACGACAUGCUCAAAGUGGAGCUUCUGGAGCUGGUUCACAAGCACGCUCCCCCAAAAACGUACUAUGUGGAUGAACUGGCAAAAGAAAAAGGACACACAGUGGUCAGGCUGGCACCCUACAGUUGCGACCUGAACCCGAUCGAAAUGAUAUGGGCUCAACUGAAAACGUAUGUGAGACAACGCAACAGAAGCGGAAGCAUGGGAGCCAUCAAGCUGCUUGUGGAAGAGGCGGUGGCCCACAUCCCACCCUCGGCAUGGGCUAAGUGCUGCGAUCACGUGGAAGUGCUCGAAGAGCGCUACUGGCAGCACGAGAACGUGGCCGAAGAGGUGGAGCGCGUCGUCGUUACCCUGGGAAGCAGUGAUAGUGAAGACGAAGACACAGAAGACGAGUAG